Messenger RNA from Mesocestoides corti, 1221 nucleotides. The record is from the annotation of a GenBank genome assembly. NCBI's taxonomy places the organism in Eukaryota, Metazoa, Platyhelminthes, Cestoda, Cyclophyllidea, Mesocestoididae.
AUGGGCACGUUUACUGUUUGUGGACAGUACUUCUAUGGCCUUCAGAAGAUAACGUUCACAUUAUGUGGGAAUAUGGAUGAAAGGUUUGUGAAGCUUAAUCUGUGGAUUUGUAGCUUCUCUGCUAAUGUCAUAUCGCCAAAUAUUUUAUCCAUUUGUGAUGGUCGUUCGGAGGUUAAAGUCACUUUUGAACAACUGACUUUUAAACCAAUUUCCUGCGAAAUUGCCUCUGAUGCUUCGACGGAUAUUGAGUCUUUUUCUGUAUUUGCCACAUGUUCAUCCAAGCUCACAGACGAUCUUCGGUACUCGGAUUUAUGUGGCCGUCUUAUUAAUGGUGAAGCUCUACGGUGCAAAUUUUGUGAAGCUGACAUUGUCAAUAUUAGUGACGUGACAGAGGUUGGUCAGCUGUUACCAGUGGACUCGUUAGCAUCAUCCGAACCAAACAGCUUUUUUUGUCACUCUGUAGCACAGGUGCCGGAACAGACUGGUACGCCACUUUCGAGGACUGUUAACAACAUUCCAUCCUCCUCUGCUCUUUGUAAUGGAAUCGAAAUGAUCUUCAAUGCAGACUCUUGGGUUCCUUUAUCAACCCAAAGCGUCCCUGGAUCUGAAGGCGUAUUUUGCUCUAGAUGUCGGAUCAUGCUUGGUCGACUGGUGGGUGUUGGCGAUGAUGCUGUAGCCGUUCUCUGGACUAACACCGUUACCGUUUGGACUCGAGAAGUGGACAUUGAUGGCGAUUACCUUCGCCAUCUGUCCUAUUUCUCUGUUAGUCAGUACGAUGUGGAUUUUUUCGAAUUUCUUUUGUCGCAAAUGCUGAAGAAUAAUUGUUACCGGAUUAUUCUCUCCGCCGGUACCUUUGACAGAGCAGUGGACUACGCAUUGAUCUGGCUUUUUGACCAACGAAAGUGUCUGUACACCACAACUGUAGACACUUCAAAAGUAUUUUCCAAUUGUGAUGGUGAUAAUUCUACCCGCCCUGAUACAACGGAGAUUGUUGCUGAAAGAACACCGAUUUCUACUGUUCUCUACAAAGUUCUGGUUUCAAAUAAACAGUUGAUUACCCAAAAUUCCCGUGAUGCUACGCUGGAGGAAUGGUCGCGAGACUUUUCAGUUAGUCAUUUGCUUCUUCCUCUGGAGUGCUGCGUGAUGUUGACAACGUUUCUGACCCAAGUUACACGUCGUUUGCCUCCUCAACUUCGAUGUUCAGAAGGUUUUAUGGUAUGA